Symbiodinium natans is the source of this 3213-nucleotide messenger RNA. The record is from the annotation of a GenBank genome assembly. NCBI's taxonomy places the organism in Eukaryota, Dinophyceae, Suessiales, Symbiodiniaceae.
AUGAGAAAAACUGGGCGCCGACUCCGCAAGGCUUGGCGCCUGACCAAGCUGCAGGAAGCGGAAGAAGCAUCGCAAAAAGGCCGGAUGCAUGAUCUGUAUGCGGUCGUUCGGCAACUGGCCCCCAAACAGGUCCGUAGGAAAGUCCGUCUGAGAGGUGAGGAUGGCGCCUUGCUGGAUCAUCAUGGAGAAAUGCAACUCCUGCAGGACCACUGCUGCACUCUUUUCUCGUCGGCCACAGCUGAUGGGCAGGAAUAUGAUCUUACGGGCCUUGCAAAACAUGUGACGGAGGAAUCCCUGCUGGCCAACAUGAAACGCCUCCCUCUGCGCAAGGUUGCGCCCCCAGGGCAUGUCCCAGCCGUGGCAUGGAAGAUGACAGGCAGAUUGGGCUGUCAGGCGAUUGAAGCCCUUGUACAUCAGCUGACCUCCGUGGUUCCCAAGCCUUGGAAGGACGCGUGGCUGGCCUUCAUACCAAAGAUUGCCACACCCAAAGUCCCAAGAGACCUACGGCCCAUCGGUCUCCAGGACAUUGAUGGGAAAUGUGUGCUUGGAGCUGUGCGGGAUGCUGUCAUGCCAUUCAUCAUGAAGUAUGUGGAGGCAUGGCCUCAGUUUGCUUACGUUGGUCAGAGAUCGACUCGUCAGGCCAUUAACCGUGCUCUUUGUCACUGCGAUUUCGUGCGCAGCUCCCUUCAAGGUGGUAAGCUGUCCCUGUAUGAUCGCCGCAAGGGCUGUGUUCCAGCUCGCUCCGUCCUUGGAGGCAUCCAAGUGAGUGUGGACAUGUCCCAGGCCUUUGACAGGCUGGAUCGCACGCUCCUUCAAGCUGCUAUGUGUGAUGCACAUAUCCCGUCUGAACUCCAGGCGGCCAUAAUGGCGUGGCAUCAGGAUAUGGAGUAUCACUUGAGGCAUGCUGACUUGCAGGGCUCGGUUGACAGUACGGUUGGAGUUAGGCAAGGGUGCAACAUUGCUCCCAUUUUAUGGGUCCUUUACACCUGCUACUUCUUUCGUACGGCUAGUGAUUUUCUGCCACAGGAAUGGCUUCAGUCCUCUUGUACCUUCUUUGCGGAUGAUCUGCACUUUUGUGAUGUGAUUGCACAGGCGGCUGACUUGGAUUCUUUCUUGCAAAAGGCUGGGAAACUAUUUCUGCACUUGCAAAAAUUCAACAUGCUGAUUAAUUACAAGAAGUCUGCAGUUCUCAUGCAUCUCAAAGGGGCGUGUACCAAAAGAUGGCGAAAACAUCAUGUCUUUCACCGUGAAGGAGGCAGCUUCUUGCGUAUCCGAGUGGGUGAAACCAUUGCUUUUCUGCCCAUCAAAACUACACAUAAGUACUUGGGGAUUAUUUUGUCCUAUCAGGCCUAUGAAAAAGCCACGGUUCUGCAUCGGUUGGAGCAAAGCAAAGCUGCUUACCACCGCCUCAGGCCUGUCUUGACAUCCAAGAGUACCUUGAAUCAGCAAGAGCGCUUGAGAGUAUGGCAGGUCUGUGUGCUGUCGUGUCUGCGUUAUGGACUUGACUCCAUUCCCUUGCGGCAAGGCCUGCUUAAGCUCAUCCAAGUUCAAUGUGCCAGACAAAUCCGGGCUAUUACUCGCUCGCCAGUCCACCUGAGUAAAGAGUCCACUGCGAGGCUGUAUGAUCGGCUGCGUAUUCCCACUGAGCUGACCCAUCUUCGUGGCAUCCAGGCUAAACAGCUGCCUGAGGCUCAGCACCGGCAGGUUCAGCGUGGGUCGUUCUGUCUGGAACAGAUGGACUGGCUCCUGAAAGUGACUGCUGCCUAUGAGCAGCUGCAGGAGCCCCUUCCUCCAAAUGCGAGCACUGUGCCUGAUUCAGCGUCCGCCUCCACUGCAGCACUCAUUCCGCUACCGCUGGCUGUGCGAGGACAGGCGUGUCCAGUAUGCGGCCUCUACUUCAAGGAUGUGACGGGUGUAAAAAUCCACAUGACCAGGAAACACCCAGCUUCUCAAGUGGUGACCAGGCCGUUGUAUGAGCAGAGUCGCUGUGGCGUAGAUGGCAUGCCAACUUGUGCUGCGUGUCGUCGGCCCUUCUCCUCGUGGGGUGCCCUGAAGCAGCAUGUGCUUGGUGGCCACUGCAGGCUGCCCUUACUUGAGCAAACUCCAUCGGACAAUCUGUCGCUUCGACAACAUCCGCUGGUGAUAGCCACAGUGCGAGCCCAAGGGUGGCAAGGCUUGCUCGAUCUUCGUCUUGUCAGGGAACGUGUGCUGCACUUCUGCCCGUUGUGCAACCAGUGGUGCGUGAAUGCCAGUGGGGUCAAGGUCCAUCUUCAGGAUGUGCACCCACAAUGGCAUGACCUACAGCCGCGUAUCAAACAAAUUGAGAUGGAAGCCUUCUUUGGCAGCUUCCGACAGGGGACUGCGCCGAUGGAGGACUCCGAGAAUCCCUUCAAACGACGCCGCGAGACGGAGGAGGAGGAGUCGAGGGCAUGGAGCUCCCAGAAACCCAAGGGCAAAGGCAAGGGCAAAGGGCGUGGGAAGAAUGGUGGCAGACGAGAGCAGGCCAAGGACAGAUGGACGCUUCCGGAGGACAAUUCCUGGAGGGGACACUACGAGAAGGACCUCAUGACGCAGAUGGCACGACUGAUCCUGAGGCACGAGGAUCAACUGAGUCUUCAACGUCAAGAUUCUGUCCUUCACCUGUGGCUGCGGAACACUGGGGAAGAGUCCAUCGUGGGGAUGCUGUGGGAGGUGUCCAAAAAGUGGAAGAAGAUGAGAGACACCACGCCAGCUCAGCUCCAGGCGUCGUUGAGGGCUACGAUGAUGGCUGGCAUGCUGAAAGCCCUGAAGGACCGACUCCACCAGGUAUCCACGGACGAGAAGCUGCUGGAGAAUGCGAAAAAGGUUCAACUCCUGGAUGCGCAGGGACACUGGGUAUACCAAGUCUGGGAUCACGAGCUGGAGAAGCUUCAGGUGGAUGCCAGUCGCACACCCUUGAAAACAGAGGAGAUCCACCAGCUGCUUGCGGUCUGCGAGAAGGCCAACGAGAGUCCCGUGCUGUAUCGCUUCCAUGCGAAGGCCGAAUACAGCUUCUCGGAGUUCGUGCACUUCGAGAUAGAAGUGGGUCACCGGGGUCAGGAGGCGGCGGACCUGUAUCGGAGCCUGAAGGUGUUGUGCCAGUGCUCGGUCUUGCAGAUCAUAGGUGCUCGUCUUCGCAAAGACAAACCGGGACGGUCUGCCACGGCACAGAGGAUCCAGGACUAUCUGCGCUGA